Molecule: messenger RNA, 1192 nt
Organism: Exaiptasia diaphana
Lineage: Eukaryota; Metazoa; Cnidaria; Anthozoa; Actiniaria; Aiptasiidae
Product: programmed cell death protein 2
Exons: 4
Coding region: 1-1161 (386 amino acids)
Cellular component (GO): cytoplasm; nucleus
Source: RefSeq, a predicted model, not a curated record
AUGGCGGACGCAGAAUCGGAGGUUGAGCUGGGUUUUAUUGAAAAAGAUUAUAAUAUCCUAAGAUUAGCAAGUCCAUUCUUCCCUAGCAAAGUUGGAGGAAGACCAUCAUGGCUGAAUCUUCAAGACAUCCCAGAUUCAAAGCGUUUACUCUGUACAAAUUGUCAAAAAAACCUGGUCUUUCUUCUCCAAAUUUAUGCUCCCUUGACCGACGGCUCUCCUGACGAUGAAAGAUGUUUUCACAGAGCUCUUUUCGUGUUUUGCUGUAAGAACCCACGAUGUCACAAAACGAACUCUAAUGGUGUAUUUGCCGUUUUUAGAAAUCAACUUCCGCGCAAGAAUAAAUUUUUCAGUAAUAAUCCGCCUCCCGAACUAGGAGAAGACAGGGCAGACUGGAAUGGUGUUGAUCCCGAGUUUAGACCUCGUGCGUUCGUGUCAUUGUGCGAUGUAUGUGGCUGUCUUGGUGAUAAGAAGUGUUCUAAGUGUCAUAAAGUUUGUUACUGUUGCCGGGAUCACCAAGUCAUCGGAUGGAAGGCAGGCCACAAAACAGAUUGUUCAAAACUUGCCGAAAGCAAAGAUGAUCAGAAAGCUCAUGCAACCUCUCCAUCAUCAAACAACUUCCUUUUCCCAGAAUUUGAAAUCGUUACUGAGCCAGAACCAGAAGAGUCAAAAACAAAGGAGCGCAGCGAAAAAGAAAGAAUGAAAGACUUUGAAAAAAUGACUAAAAAUAUGAACAUCAAUGCAUCUGAGCUGGGUUCAAAAGACGAUAAAGAACUGGAAAAACUUGCAAUGGCAGGAAAGGAAGAUCUUUUGGCUGAUAAGCAAUUUAAGGCUUUUAAGAAGAGAAUAGCACGAGAACCAGAGCAGGUAUUAAGGUAUGACAAGGGUGGUCAGCCACUAUGGGUGUCUGGUGACAAUCAACCAAGCAAUACUGACAUUCCCCCAUGUUUGUGUGGAGCAAGCAGACACUUUGAAUUUCAGAUAAUGCCACAAUUACUGAACUAUCUUGGAGUAGACAGUGUGGAAGACAGCAUUGACUGGGGCACAGUAGCAAUAUUCACCUGUACUAAAAACUGUGAAGAUGGCCCAGCAUAUCACCAGGAAUUUGUUUGGAAACAAGAUUUUACAGACACUGGUUUACCUGGGAAGGCUCUUUUAAGAUAGAAUAUGUUGUGCAUGGUAAAUUUGUUGAUUA